GCGCUUCUGGGAGCGCCGCGUGCGACUUUUUCGCCUGCGAGCUGGUGACAUGGCGGCCUUCACUGGCCCGGCCAAGCCGCUCCUGUCCCUGAACCCGCAGGAGGAUACCAAGUUUAAGAAGGAGGUGGCACAGGUUCGCCGGCGCGCAAGCAAGCAACAGGAGAAACAAAAACUUACUCCUGGAGUGAUCUAUGUGGGCCACUUACCUCCGUCGCUUUAUGAAACCCAGAUCCGAGCAUAUUUCUCCCAGUUUGGCACUGUUACAAGAUUCAGACUGUCCAGGAGUACCAAGACUGGAAAUAGCAAAGGCUAUGGCUUUGUGGAGUUUGAAUCUGAAGAUGUUGCCAAAAUAGCUGCUGAAACGAUGAACAACUACCUUUUUGGCGAAAGACUCUUGAAGUGUCAUUUUAUACCACCUGAAAAAGUACAUGAAAAACUUUUUAGGGAGUGGCAUAUGCCAUUUAAAAGGCCAUCAUAUCCAGCAGUGAAACGGUAUAAUCAGAAUCGGACACUUCUUCAAAAGCUACGGAUGGAAGAGCGAUUUAAAAAGAAGGAAAAAUCACUCAGGAAGAGAUUGGCUAAGAAGGGAAUUGAUUAUGACUUCCCUUCACUGAUCUUACAUAAAAAUGAGGAAAAUGCUUCAAACACUGGUCCUCGAAAUUCCAGAAAGCACCAGGCUUUACGUAAGAAGAAGAAAAAAGCGGCUUUGGUCACUUCUAACACUCCUGAGAAAACUGUGGAUAGCCAGGACCCCACGCCGGUUUGUACACCAACAUUUUUGGAGAAACGAAAAUCUGAAGUGGCUAAAAUGAAUGACGAUGAUAAAGAUAAUGAGAUAGUUUUCAAACAGCCCAUAUCUGGUGUAAAAGAAGAAACAAAAGACACUCAGACGCCUACAAGUUCAAGGAAAAAAAGACGAAAAAAAAGCACCCAGUAAUUCUGAAUGUAUUGUGUAUGGUGGUGGUUAUGAAAAAGGUGAUUUUAUUAUGGAGGCUGAUUCUUUGUAUUUAACUAGAUAAGGUGGAAUGCAAUCAGUAACAAGAUGGUUGGAGAAAAAACUGUCAAUUCAAGUCAACAGGGAGAGCAGUCAGUGAUUUUGGCUUCCCCACCCUCGCAGAAAUGCAGGGGUGAGCACCAGCUCAUAGCAGCCCGGCUCACGCUGCCUGUGCCCUGUCUCUACGGCUCUCUUCAGCUUUCAUAGCUGCCUUUAGUUGCUCUGCCUGGGUAGCUUAAGUACUAGACUGUAGCCUUUGUCAUUACCAUCAAAUAAAGAAAAUAAAAUCUUUA
Molecule: messenger RNA, 1287 nt
Organism: Lagenorhynchus albirostris (white-beaked dolphin)
Lineage: Eukaryota; Metazoa; Chordata; Mammalia; Artiodactyla; Delphinidae
Product: MKI67 FHA domain-interacting nucleolar phosphoprotein
Exons: 1
Coding region: 50-937 (295 amino acids)
Biological process (GO): maturation of LSU-rRNA from tricistronic rRNA transcript (SSU-rRNA, 5.8S rRNA, LSU-rRNA)
Cellular component (GO): nucleolus
Molecular function (GO): RNA binding
Source: RefSeq, a predicted model, not a curated record